This is a messenger RNA of Scylla paramamosain (green mud crab), 4108 nucleotides long. RefSeq lists its product as uncharacterized. The transcript is spliced from 8 exons. The coding region runs from base 185 to 1819 and encodes 544 amino acids. Lineage: Eukaryota; Metazoa; Arthropoda; Malacostraca; Decapoda; Portunidae. The record is from RefSeq and is a predicted model, not a curated record.
GGUGCGGCGGCAGUGGUGAGUGGAAGUUGGUGUGAUGGUGUGUUAGUGCCUCCGCCUCAUGGUGGACUUAAUUGAGUCGAGGAAAGCGGCCCAAAGAAUCGCUUGAAGUUUGAUACAACACAUUCUCAGGAAAUACUUCGCCCGCAGGAUAACACUUGAGGCGGUGACACCAGAGUGACGAAGAAUGCUUGUUGAGAACUCCGGCAGCGGCGGCGGCGGCGGCGGCGGCGGAGGUGGUGGCGGCGGAGGAGGCGGUGGCGGAGGAGGCGAAGGUAGAGGAACCAAUGGGGUGAACGGCGUGAACGGCGUGAAUGGUGUGAAUGGCAGCAGCAAGGGAGGCAGCGGGGCGGUGAAGAGCACUGGCGGCAAGACAACCCUGGGAAUGAGCAAGGGCGGCGGGAGCAAGUCCCCCUUGGCGGCAGCAGCGGCAGCCAUCACUCCGCCGCCCGCCACGCCCGCCAAGAACUCCAUCGAGAACCAACUGCUGUACACGCCGCCACACGUGCUCAUCCGCUCUAUCUCGUCCCUGUCCCAGCACUCCCUCAGACCAGUCACGCCCGAGAGCGAUCAGUACUAUCACCGCCAGGAGGACGGGCUGGUGUCGGUGCCGGCGCUGCGCAAGGGGGUGCUGCUACAGGCUCGGGACCGCCUCUUCUCGCGGUGGAAGGAGCGCUACUUUGUGUUGACUCGGGACUACCUGGCCUGCUUCCGCCGUGGCUCCACCAAGUACUCCGAGAUGGGCUCCUUCAUAUUCAAGGUGAACCUGGCGUGCGUGGAGUGCGUGGAGUGGCAGGACCGCCGCGGUGGCCCCGCCCUAGCCCUCUCCUUGCCCAGGGAAGGCCGCGUGCUGCUGCGGGCCAAGUCAGGGCUGGACCAGUGGUACAGGCUGCUGCUGGAGGCUACCAAUGCCUCCCGCCACAGACGCAGCGCUCUUCGCCGCGGCACCUCCACCACACACCUCAACCACACCAACAACAAUCUGGACACCACACCGCCGCCCAAGUCAAGUGGCAUCCAGUACAGCCUGAGUGGCUCCACACCUGAGAUCACACGCCUCUGUGACACCGUGUGCGAAGACUCCCCCGGCGGCACCAACUCGCGCCUCACCAGGCACCACAGAUUCUCAUUGCUGGCUGAUCCAGACCUUGGCUCCUGUGGUGAGACAGACGUGGCUACUCCUCCCUCCUCCGUCACCUCCUCCAACAAGUUCAGCACAUCCACUUCAGCUUCCAAUACCUCAGGCUCUGGAGGCUCCUCUUCUCUGGCCUCCUCUCCCUCCCUGCGGGGCUCCUGUGCCUGGCCUCGGCCUUCCUCCCCUGUGCGGCCUCUCCUUGGUGAUGCCCCACGCUCCAGACUCUCCCUGUAUGAGGGCACCCGGGAGAUGCCAACAUCUGCCAAAACCCGGCACUCAGUGUGCCUGGAGUCUCAGGACCAGUCAGAGGCCACCAGGAAACAGAAGAACAGGCACUCCAUCUGCAUUGAACCUCGAGACCUUGCCAGGACCAGAGCCUCUCUGUGCAUGGAGCCUCGCAACCCCCUGCUGGAGCUGAUGGAGAGUGUGGAGGCCAUUCCCUCACUCAUCCCUCAUGACUCAGUGCCAUUGUCCUCCAGAACAUCCCCAUCCAAGAGUGAAGGUGACCGGUCUUGUCAUGAGGUGCCAGUUACACUGUGUGAGGUGGACUCCAGUCCCUGUCCAGGCGUCGCCCCGCCGCGGCCCCGCGCCCACUCCACCUCCCUCACCCCAGAGCGCUCCUUGGGGCCACGCUCUAGGUCUAACUUGGGUUUCUUUAGACACUCAGGUCUCUUUAACAAUCAUUGAAAACAUGGCAAUCUAUUGCUGUAAUUAAGUAUUGUUUCCACAUUACAUUUACUCAGCAACUGCCUAUGAUGCCCUCCUGACCCCCUGACCCAGCCCGCAGAGGAAGGCACCGCCACGCCUGGCAGCUGUGUGGUGCUCCCCAGCAGGCAGUCCAGGGAGGCUUGCUGGCCAGGGAGGAUUGCUGGCCAGGGAGGCUUGCUGGCCAGGGAGGCUUGCUGGCCCAGGAGGCUUUGCUGGCCAAUCUUUGCACUCAGAAAGCUAUCUGAGUGAGGUUUCUUCUUAAUUAAGAUGGAUUAAUUAAGAGUGAUGGUCUUAUCAGCUGGAAUCUUUGAAUGAUAAACAAAGAUAGGUCAUUGUGAUAAUGUGGAUCACCAUCAGUCAAGAGCCAUUCACCACACACUGAACUUUUAUACCUAACACAAUACCCCUCUAGAGAACCUUCCUCUUUCUCCUGGCUCAGUUACUGAACUGAUUUGCAACAUGUGCACAUGUUGAAAGGCUUCUGAGAAAACAAAGUGUAGUGUAUGUUGCAGUUUAGUAACUAGAAAGCUUUUCAUUGACUGGAGGCUGUGGUCUGCAGUGCCCCAUGCUAGAUCCUCAAGGCAGAAUGGUUUUCCUUUCUUUACUGUUUGUGUGUGUAGAGAAAAUACCAAGAGGUCCUGUACUUUGGUAUCCUUCAUUCAUCAGACAUGGCCUUUGUAAUGCCAGUGAGAUGCUUGUCUGUUAUAAUAUUUAUUGUAGAUGUUUUGAAACAUAAUAUUAUGUUCUUGAAGAAAAUGAUGGGUGACUUGGGAUCACCACUUCUUCCCAUUGAUGCAGCCCAAAGGGUUGUGGCCGCCUCACUUCCUCAUUGCCCUGCCAGCUUGCCUGGUCUUUGUGGACUCAGUGGAGGUAUGCAGCACCUGCCUGGGGGUGUGAAAAAACACCACUCUCAGCCCAACUGAGGAACAAGAUCUGGUCUUUCCCUUACAACCCAGAGGCAGAUGAGAAGGCAGCCAAGUACUGCUGUCAACAUCCAGCAGCCACUGUGACAACAUUGAGGCUCCACAUACUGCUGUCUUUGUCAGUUUACCCACAAAAUACAUGUUUCCACCCACCACAAGCCAGGAAGCGCAUACCUUAGUUGAAUAUCGUACAUCCCCCUUCUUGAUUACUUUGAGUGUCCCCUUAGAUUAAUGGUUGAGACUGUGUAGAAACCAUUACACAGUGAGAAGCUAAGAUGUAUGUGUGAACCCUUAAUCCAGUGUUAGAGUAGUCCUGAAAGACGCUAAGAAUUGUGUAAGAUUUAUCCAUAAUAAUUUUAUGUAUAUAGAGGAUUUGCAUACUGAGUCUAGACUGGUUGCAUAGGUGAUAUGUAUUUGUAACUGUAUACACUUCAUUGUUUUUACUGAAGAAACUGCUUGAACUAAUGAUGAAAGUUGUGUAUGAUGUCAUGAGUAACAUUUGCCUUACAUUACUAGUCAUGGAGAGGGUGAGAGUGAGUGAGUGAGGUGUUCUGUGUGGAGGCAGCACUGGCUUCUUCCCGUAACUAGCAUAUUAUGAGCUUUCAGCAGCUGAUACUUGUUUAAUUUGUAUCUGAAAUAUUUAGGACACUAACUAUAUCUCCAUUGCAUUGUAUGUCUUAAGUUUUUUCUUUCUUUUUCCCAUUUCAGUUGUCUUAUCAAAAGUAAAUAAUAUAUAACAAAAAAAACAAAAAAACAAGACAUUUGCAAUAGAAUAGUGAUUGAAAAAAAAUUGUGGUGAAAGUGAAGGUUGUCAAGAAUGGAUUUACUGUGACAAAACUUGAAUCACUAAGUAGUAUUAGUUGACCAAAACUUGGAGAAAAAAAAAGUUUCCUUCAAUGCAACAUGUUAACUGACACAGGAUAGUAUAUUGCCUACUAUUUCUGGAGUGUCUUGAAAUGUAAGCUUAGUAGUACAUUAUUAUUAUCCUACCAGUGUCUUGAAAUGUAAACUUAGCAAUACAUUACAGUUUCUGGAGUAUCUUGCAGUGUGAAAUUUCAAAUGUAAAAUUAUUACAAUGGAUGUACUGAUAAUUGAGUCAAAUUGAUCUGGAACAAGUGAAUUACAGUCUUAACCUCCAGGAAACACAGGAGAUACUUUGACCUUUGACCCCUUGUGACAGUCCUGGCCAUCCCUGUCCUGUGCUAGACAGGAAGCUGCCACCACCCUGGGACUGACCACACACCUCCCAAACCAAAACACUUCCUCAGGUACAAGUCAUGUGUUAUGGCAGAGAAUAGCUAUGGAAAAACUUUACAUUGUCAGCAAUAAACAGUCCACUUGGCAA